Messenger RNA from Penicillium canariense, 423 nucleotides. RefSeq lists its product as uncharacterized. NCBI's taxonomy places the organism in Eukaryota, Fungi, Ascomycota, Eurotiomycetes, Eurotiales, Aspergillaceae. The record is from RefSeq and is a predicted model, not a curated record. Bases 1 to 423 code for a protein of 140 amino acids. The transcript is spliced from 2 exons.
AUGGUUUUGCGCUUGCUCAUGCGCAAACUGAGGAAACAACAGCUGGUUCUGAGUGACUAUCUUACCAUGUUGGCAAUCUUGAUUGUGCUGGCUCGAUCGAUAAUCGGUACUGUUAUAACCUUGUGGGGGGAUAAUAACUAUCACAACCCUGAAAAUUUCACCGCAACGGAAAUUUACCAGCGUGAAGUCGGAAGCAAGUUGACCGUUGCAAAUCGGAUGCUGUAUAAGGUGUAUCUUUGGAUUCAGAAAUCGGUUAUAUUGCUUCUGUACAGCUGCAUAUUCGCUUGUCUACCUCUCGCUGUGCGAAUCAUCAAGUUCUUCUGGGUUGUGCUCUUGGUGACCUUCUGCGCUGUGCAAGCUACUACCUUUGUCGACUGCCACCCUGCGCGACUCUUCUGGCAGGUUGUACCGAAUCCUGGUUAG